AUGACUCUGCAGCUCUGACUGAUAUAGCCUAUAUUUUGCUUUGUGGCCGCCAGGUUGCCGACAACAAUGUGAGAUGAUAAGAUAAAAACAAAAUCAUGUGUGAAGCAGUUGAGAAAUCUUUUAAUUUGCCUGCUGUUUCUGGGUUACAGUAUUUUUUACAAACAUAUUAUUGUGGUAGGGAUGGAUUUCUCAGUAUGACAGUGGUCCAGGAAACAACACCAAGUUUUAGAGGAGGGUUGAUGCUGAACUGAACUGCUCUUCUUCAGGUGCUGAAGUAACAGCUUCUACCUCCUCCUCUGCAACUACUUAAUUCUGUACUUCAUCUUAUUGUCAGUGGCAUCCACAAUUUAAGGGAGAAAUAAUUGAAACAAAGUAAAAUGAUGAGACGAUAGAGUACAUCAACGGUGCGAAAUGACAGAUGAUCUGUAAUCCAGAGAGGGAUAGCUGCAUUCCAAGACCGACAGCUAGGUAAAAUGGAAGAUGGAGGGGAACUGGACGAACCUGCUGCAGGAAAUGAAAAAUACUACAGUCAGACAGAGCCCAGCCUUCUCACAUGUAUUUACACAAUUUGAUCAUUUUUAGCAUUAGAAAAAUCUCUGACAUGAUUAGUUGUAGAAUUUCUAGUCAAUUUACCGACAUGCGGACAGAUAAAACAUAACUUAUUUAAGGAUUAUGAGUGAUGAAGCAGGUCAUAGACGGGGUGCCUACUAAAGUAGUCAACAUUUGCAGGACACAUCAUCCAUAUUGCUUGGCAACUAAAGACGCAACAGGUAUUUCAGAUUCAGUAUUUAAGAGGAUGGGUCUUUUUUAAUCUACUAUUUGUAAAAGGAUUGCAAAUUCGCUUCACUGCUUUCAUGAUGGAAUUGAUUUCCAAUGCGCAGUUUUCUCCGCGACUCCGUGUUAGCUCAUGGUUGGCCAACAUCUAUUUUCACUGUUCCCAGACUUUUUUUUUUUCCUUUCUCUUUUCUCCUCCUCUGUGGGCUGAACGGGCCGGCUGCAAUUUGGGAUUCUGCUUUUAUAUGGCGGACGAAAUUUUCCACAUCAGGAACCUCGACACUCAACCCUCCUGCCCGGGUCUGACGCGGAAAAGCCGCCGCGCGGACUUGACUGCGACCACCGAGUCCGAUUCAUCCACAUCGGCUUCGCCAUUACUCCUUUCUAAAAUGUAACGUAGCGCGUCGCGACGGAAACUCAAUCAAAAAAAAUAACCCCCCCCCCCCUCCCCACUAAAAAAAUUCUCAUAAGUAAUUCACAAUUUUUGCGGGGUGGAGGAAGCGGUCGCAGUCUGCCAAGGAGGAGAUCCGUUGGUGUCCUGUCUCGCAUGAGCUGCAUCAUUUUCGCAGAAUUACCGGGUCAGAGGAGGCGGAGACAUGAGUGUAAAAGAGGCAGUCAAUCCUGCAAAAGAGCCAUUGGAUGGUGCAGGCGCGGCGACAGAAAGUGUGUCACCAACUUUAGCUGCUACAACCAAAACCUCAAGUCCUCCACCCGUCACCAUCAAGAAGGAACCGGGGCUUGCUGAGACAAGUAAUGGGAAGGUGGGCGACUCCAACCCGGCUGAGAUCUGCGUCGUCAUUGGGGGAAAUGACUCCAGAACGAGUGGCGCCGCUUCUCACCGGUCACCCGGUGACGUCAUGUUCGCGUUGGGGACGCCUCCGCCCAGCAAGAGCACCGACUCCUGCAUUGGCUCUUAUGUGUGCGGCGUGUGUGGGAAGAAGUACAAGUACUACAACUGUUUUCAGACUCAUGUGAGAGCUCACAGAGAAUCAGAGAGCAUGGUCAGUGAUAGUCUACCCCCGGCACCUAACAGUAGCUUCCGUUACUCUUGUGACAUUUGUGGCAAGAAGUACAAGUACUACAGCUGCUUCCAGGAACACCGGGAUCUACAUGCUGUUGAUGAUCCAUAUGAACAGCUAGUACUACCCGAUGGCCUUAAAGAAGAAGAGCCAAUCGAGCCUUUUCAGAAAAUUGGACCAAAAAGUGGGAAUUAUGUUUGCGAGUUCUGUGGGAAGCAGUACAAGUAUUUCAACCCCUACCAGGAGCACGUUGCUCUUCACGCGCCCUUAGGUACUUUAAGAGACAUCAAAGCUGCACAGAUACAGGAAUGUGGGAGCAUGGAUCUGAGUAAAUAUGGCCAAAGUGGAAAGAUAAAAAACAGCCCGUUCAAACGGAAACUGGAGAGUGUGAUUCAGUCUAGUCUGGUCGACACCAACAGUUCGCAGAACUCAAGCGGAACACCAAGCCCUCUAGUGGCCACCUCCUUCACUGCAACACAGAAACCCUACUCUUGUGGGGCCUGUGGUAUCCAGUUCCAGUUCUACAACAAUCUGCUGGAGCACAUGCAGUCCCACGCUGCUGACAAUGAGAACCAUACCAAAGGGGACUCUCCGAAAUCUUCCUCAGCCUCUGGUCCUCAGGAGCAAAUGUGGAGGGCUUCCCAGGCUCAGGCCCUUCCCUCAGUGAAACUUCAGAUCAAGCCUCAAAACGUCUCCCAGAGGAACCACGUCGUCAGUCAGAACAACGGACUUCCUGAGAAGGAGCGACAGCAGGUGGCUGAGCGGCUCUUACGGGUAAUGUGCACCGACCUGGGCAUGCUCAACGUGCUCAACAGCAAGGACUUUCUCAAGCUGGCCCAGACUCUGGUGGACACGGGGGCUCGACAUGGUGCUUAUUCCACCCGCGACGCCCUCGGCAACAUGAGUGCCUUGGCGCUGCGGCAGCUGCCUCACAUGUACAACCAAGUCAAGGUCAAGGUCACGUGUGCUCUUGGCUCCAAUGCGUCGCUCGGCAUCGCUGUCACGUGCCACUCCCAGACAUCGGGUCCAAAUGCCUGCUAUGUUCUGACAGCGUACCAGGUGGAAGGUUGCAGACUGAAGCGGUAUGUUCUCGGCGUUCGGGAGGCAGAGCUUCGUGAGGGCCCUGAGCAGAUCCACCACUGGGUACAGAAUGUCCUGUCAGAGUUUGUCAUGUCGGACAUUCGCACAGUGUACGUGUCCGAGUCACGGGUUUGGGCGGCAGGGAUCGGGGGAUCACCACUCGGCAGCGGUUGUCGCAGCAAGAUCUGCCUGCGAUGUGCUGGUUGCUCUUUGGGUGCCGUCGUCCAAGCUGUUCUUGGGAAGCGCAGCCUUCAGGCUCGAGGCCUCCACGAGCUGGCAGAACUUCUCCUAACCUGCCGAGACAUCGCCUCCUCCACCAACCUGGUGCUUCGAGAUGAAGCCUCCACCAAUAUGUCCACAAGCACAACAGAAGAAGCCUCACAGCACAGCCCAGCACAAUGCCCGACCCCUCCUUGCUGGGACCGCAUGGCUGAAGCACUUCUGCAGGUCCAUGCACACUUUGAGCAGAUUUGUGAGGCUUAUGGCCGAAGUAAGUCCACGGCUCCGCUUCUCCAAGGUCUCAACAAGCAUUUGCUAGGAACUCUGGCGUGUCUGCUGGCUCCGCUCCGUCUGGCGGCACUGGAACUGAGCCGUCAGAGGAGACCAACCCUGCAGCAGGUGCUCCCCGUCUACCUCCGCUUGGAGAAGUUCUUCACAGCCAAAGCUGGUGAGGCUGGAACUGGAGUGGCCAGCAAACUCUGCCACUACUUCCUAGAAGCACUCAAGGAAAAUUUUAAGGUGGAGCGAGCGCAUCAGGUAGCAAUGAUCCUGGACCCGCAACUGAAGCUUCGGUCCGUUCCGGCCUACCAGCACGAGGACAUCAUCACCCGCGCCUGUGAAAUGGCCGUCGAGUCCAGAGAUGGAGGUAUGAGCGGUAGCGGAGUGUCCAGUUGUGAGGACCGAGACACCGACGGCCCUUCGACUCCUAAAAUUAGCCGCGUGGAUGGAGGGGGUAACAACGGCAGCGCUUCCAGAGGAACCUCGUCGUCAUGCGCCUUCUCAGGCAACGACGACGGUCAGAGCCAAGUCCGACAGGAGAUUUUCCAAUACCUGGCUGAGCCUCCUCUCCAGGGCUCCACCGAUCUUUUGCAGUAUUGGAGCGCCACGGUGGCUGAAAAAUUCCCCAAGCUGGCUCGCCUGGCGCUGUGGCUGCUGGCGGUGCCCGCCGUGGGGAUUCGCAGCGAGUGCAUUACGGUGUGUGAGCAAAGUCUUGCCAUGAAAAGGAGGCAGCAGGUCACUGCCGAAGAAAUGAACAAACUGAUUUUCCUCCGCUCCAACAUGGGCUAGAACCAAACCUCCGGAGUUUUAUUUAUUUAAAGACACUUUAACGCAACAUUUCUUUGGAAUGAUAAUAGCAUACAGCAAUGUCCGAAGCCUAUCACGGAUUUUCUAUAGACAUAGUUUUGAGGAGGGUGGAACGUGUACAUGAACAACAUGGUCUAGUUUGGUACAUCCCUCCUCCGUUUGGGAUGCAUCCGUAAUGCGAUUAAAAUCACUAGGCUUUAUGCUGUUACUGUCACUCAGUGGCAACAAUGUCAGGUUACGUCAGCAUCCACUGCUCUUACCGUGCUGUAAAACAAACGCCCUGGGUGAAUAGCAGCUGUGUUUACAUGGACGUGUACAGAUGAUGUGACAGUUCUUUGACUAUUGAUUUUUGUCCCAGUUGUGUUGAAGCAUCGAGGUUAAGAUCCCUUUAUGGACAGAAUUUCUCACUGCAGUCUGGGCGGAAAGCGUCUUCAUGAUCUCAUCAUCUAUGCUCAUGAGCUUUGGGUAGUUCCUGAAUAAACGGCCUAAGUGAGUCUUCUCCUGCCUGAGAGAUGGUGAGAAGCUCACUGUCCUAUAGAGAUUCCGUAGAAGUCCUGCUGCUUAAGCCUCUUGUCAGGGUGAUUGACCUAGUGAGGCGUUCCAAACACGGGCGGAGGGCUGUGACUUGGCUCACCCGGGACAGUUCCUAACAAAGUACUUCAAAUUAUGAGCGAGAAAGACGUCUCCACCUCUCUCUAUAGUUCAAUCCCAUCUAGUCUUUUCCGAUGAUGCGCUGAUCUUAAUUUUGAGCCUGGCAAACUCUAUGACAACUUUUGCCACUCCACGCCAUCGAUCACUACCUUUUAAAAUUUUUAAAUAAGGGGUUAAUUUAAUCACUAAUGUUUGCAUCUAUGAGUCGUCAUGACUUCAUUGCAGUGAACAGGUGCACGUUGAGUUUCUUGUUUUAAAAGUGCAUUGUAGAAUGUUGAACUAAUACCUCAGACUCCCUGCAGCCUUUAAGCUGUAGACAAACUUUUUUAAUAACGUGUAGCUCUUGAUGAUAUUAUGUUAUUAAUGAUGGGUAAUUAAUUCCUCAGUAUAUAUGAAUUUAUUCUGCUAGGUGAUUGAAUUGUUGCCGUUUAUGUGGUGAGAAAAGAGUCUGAUCUGACACUCACUGUACUGUGUAAGACCCUUCCGUCAUCGUACUUCUUGAUCCAUUUGUUAAAACAAACGCCUGUCUGUAACCUAGCAACACCUGCUGCUGUGAGCCGUUUUGUUUGUGGAGCUUUUGCUGUUAAGGCGUUGGCUCUGCAGCUGCGGCUAUUGCUUCAGUCGCAGAGAUGGGCAGUGCUGAGCCACUCUUAUUGGUGGAGGAUGGAUUUGCUGGUCAUGUGACAGGGAGUAAACAUGAUGCAGAAAUCAUUCCACCAAGAAAGGAUGGAUGCCGUUCCAUGCAAUCCAGCCCUUGCGAUCUGAAUGAAAUUUAAUUUGGAACAAGCCGGAUGGUGUCAUUUUGUUCUGUAUGGUGAGACUGUCUCUAGCAUCCACGCUGGCCAGCCUGAUCCACUACAUGCUUUUAGAUCUCUAAUUUUAAGGAAAGAAGUUAGCGACCAGCUGACACACUAGCUCAUAGCAGUAUGGAUGACAAGAACAGUGGGUCUGUUUUUCAACUUUUCAUCAUUCCAACUGGGGCACCAGCUUCCAAAGUGGCUCUUCGUCGUACUGUCCAUGUAACCAUUGCUGUUGUGAUCCGAGGGUUUCAAACACUGAGGCAUUAACAGCCAACAAGAACAAUAAGGUACAACUGCCAGUGCACAGUUUACUGUUGGGAACUUUCAGACAGGUUCCCUGUUUCUACACACAGGAAGACAGUUGAACAAUUGUUUCAGGAUAAUGUUACUUACUUGUUGUCUAAUGUAGCAGCAGGUCUUUUGCAUUCAGAGAAACAUUUAUUUAUUUAUUUCACAAGGUAGACAAUCACACAUGGCUUCUGUUGUGAAUGUUGUCACAUUGGUAGACUAUCCAGGGAACUAUGUAGUAGCUCUUUAAUGAUGUAAGAUUUUCAAACGCUAUCAAGACUAGCAAACAGUUGGUUAUUUACACUUAAGCUGUUAACAAUUGUGUUGUAAUCUCUGUGAAAACGAUGCGAAUGUCAAAAUUGGAUCAUCAGUUCAUUGGCUCCCUGUUGAUGAGUAUAUCUGAAAAUAACUUUUUGUCUCACUCUCAAGCUAAAUGGAAUAUUUAGAGCCGGAUCGCACUGUAUUGGAUAUACUCAAUAUAGAAAUGGCUCAUGUUAAAAAUGUUGAACUAAAUUGUACUUCUUAAAUUCAUAAUCCAUAUUUUUUUGGCCCGUUUCUGGCCACUCAUUGUCUAUACUACUACUACUACCACCACUACGACUACUAUAAAUAAUAAUAAUAAUAACUGAUGGUCUAUUUCCCCUUCUUUUUUUAUUUUCACUUCCCCCUUUAGUUCAGAUAUUGAGUGAAUACAUUUAGGAACUAAGACUGCUUGUCUAUCCCUCGCUCCAUUCAUGUCUAGAGCGUUCUGGGUUUCUAAAAUACUAGUUUUAUCUUGGCUGUCAGUCAUGAGUUGUGUGUGUCUUAGUGAGUGUGUGGCCCACUGUCACACAUGCUUGUGCUCCUAUGAAUUGAAGAACUAAACAGCCAUUGAUCAUAUAUCACUCAAAAUGCACAACAAAUGUUAAGUUCAUGAAAGAUAACAGUAAUGGAUCGGAUCUUCUGGACUGAUGCGACCUAGAAAAAACAGAAACAACUCUCAGUCAGUCUCAGUAACUGUUGACUUGAGUUUAUUGUAUUAAAAAUGUCUGGAAUUGUGUAAAUGGACCCUAAAAUUCAUGUCAGCUUCUUUUCAUUUUAGAGGGGCCAGAAGGGGGAUUUUCCGGGUGAAAACUGUUGAGAGGACUUUUGCACAUGACCUCGUAUGAAAAGGCCAAGACAGAUCAGACUGCUCUGUCAUUUUUCUCUCCAGUCAGUCAUUUCGCAAAUCGUCCCAAAGUAAAAACAUCAGAUAACAUUAUUGUAUUUUUGUUAAAAUGUAACCCUCAGAAGUUCAUUCAUCUCCUCACCAAGGUUUUCAUGAACCAGGCAGGAAUUUUAUACAGUAAGCUUGUUUCCCCACUUGUCUUCCUCUCAGAUUUUUUUGGUUUUCAGGGCAAUAAGCACAGGGGUUAUGAUUUUUGACGGACUAUUUUCAACCGUUUCAGUUCUCCAGACGUUAUUUAAUUUCGUGAAAUCGCUGGGAUUUUCUCAGGAAUGAGUGCACCCAACACUUUCCUCCCUCACUGGAAUACACACACACACGCGCACACACACACACACACAGUAUUCUGACCUCAAAGCUGAGGUUUGUACCGAACCAUGACUUGUGCCUGACGUUCCACCCUCGAUAACUCAGUUCCAUCUAUAGCCAACAAACAAACAUUACAGAUUGUUUCAUCAAAAUGGCUCUCGAGUUGUUCUCAAGAUAUUUAUUAUUGUGCGGAAAACCAUGUAAUACCUCCUACCAUGACAUGGACGAAUGGAAAUGUCACUGUGUUUGUUGCUAUGUCAUCCGGGCCUUAAGUCGCUUCCAUGUUCAUUUCUGAAUUGGACCCAACAUCAUGCCUUUAAACUGCUGAUUAUGGCCUUUGAAAAAAAAAGAAAAAAAAAAGGUUGUUUUUUUUUCUCCCCUCCGUCACACAGCAAUGAACUGUAACCUUUACAGGUUAAACCUGGGCAUUUUUUUGUGUUCCUGUGUGGAAGCUGUCACGACUCAGACACACCUAAGCACAACAUCCACUGUCACAUCUACUGGUUCUUGAACAUGGACUACACUGGUUAAGUAGCAACACACAUGCUCUGUGUGUGCUGGUGUCUUUUCUUUCUGCUUACACUCGUCUUGCAAUAAGGGCUGGGCGGUAGAACACCACAUUUAUAUCCCGCACUGAAGGUGUGAGCUUCACUGUAGCGCAGCCAAGUGAUUUCUGAGCUUGACCUUUCACGCAAAACCCCAUGAAAUGGCAGUCAGAACUUCCCAUGACUAGCGUAUGAAUUCUCUCUAUUGAAAUGAGGACCAAUGGCAUUGGCUUAAUUGUACUUUAGUCACUUUGAUACAUGGAAAAUGAAUUCUAAAAUUUGGCGGCACAUUUGUGUUGUAACAUAAAUUGGACUUGACAAUCCUGAUGCAGAUCUGCUGCACUUCAAAGUUAAGACUGGAGGAAACUAGCUUACACAACACACAGCAACAGCAUGCUGUUGUUCUGGUUUCGUUUUUCAAUGAUACAUUACUUUUAACUCGCUUGAAAACUGCCUCAUUUUGAGUUCAUGUUUUUGACUGUUUAUUUGUCCUGUUAAACCAGAUCAUCCACAACUGUUUGAAUUUACUGUUGGACUCAUUUUACAUGGAUAUGUCAAAGCUUUUUUUCUGACAUUUAAGAUGGUGUACAAUCGGAAAUUCUAGUUGUAAUGUCAAUGAAAGUCAAUUUUCUCCCGCCUGCCCUUAUUUGCCAAAUCCAUUGAAUCUUUGAAAGAGAAUGAGUCCGCUCUGACUUAAUGAUUUGUGUUUUUAAUCACAUUCUCAACAGCUGAUUUCCACUCCAUAAAUGUUCCAUUUUACCUCUGUAAAGUAUUCACACAUCUGUUUCAACUCACUUAAAGUGAUCCUUCUUCAGCUGAUUUCUUCACAUUUUAAUGAAAAAUGCUGUAAAUUCAUGACUUUUUUUGUUAUAAAUAUACUCAGCCAGUGUUUUACCUCAAUACAUUGUAAAAAAAAAAAAGUUAAAACAAAACAAAACAAACAAAAAAAAGCUAUUUGUUGUAAGUUAAAAAUCAAAAUACUGUGCUCCGGUUUGUCGGCCUCGGCUGCAACCGGCAACAUUUGACUGAUGAAGGGAUUUUUAUGGUAAUUUUUAAGCAAGUAUUUUAACAUAGCUCUGGGACACAAUGCCAUUGUUGACGUGACAAUGUCGACUGAAAUCUUCUUGGAGAUAUUCCUCUGUUGUUUAUUAUUAAAUUAAAAUUAUAUAAAGGAUAUGCAUGCUUUUAGUAAGAUAUAUAAAGUUUUAAGCAACUGUUUUUGGACGAAUCAUGUCAAAAUGAGCGAAACCCUGAAUCAUUAUGGGAUGGCUGAUGAGCUUUUGGUGGACUUGCCGUGUAAAUAAUAAUAGAGAACUGCUGUUUUAGGCCACACGAGGCGCCGUCAUUUCAGAGAUCGUAGGGAGCACCAAUAACAUUAUACCUCUCUUUUUCUACAGUAGCAUUUCAAAAUUUUUUAAUGAAUAGUAACUCAGAUACUGUUAUUAAAAACUCAGCUGUAAGUUUGUUUCAGGAUUUUAACUUAUUCAGAUAAUACAAUUGUAAAAUAUAAAUAAUAUAGGAAUGCUAAUGUGAGACCUUCUCUGUUUCAACGACGAAUUAUGAUCUGCAUUCAGGUUACAGACUAAGUGUUGCUUUCAUCCUAUUUUACAGGCAUUUAUUCCUUUUUGUACUCUGAAGAGAAAAAAAAAUGGUUUGUUUAUUUCCGUUUGUCUUUUUUAUCGCACUUUGGCAGCAGAUUCCUGUGUAGAUCUGAGUUGUCUUAUUAGUAAGCCUAAUUUAUACUUUUGUAGCAACACUAUUUUUAUAUACUUGCAAAGAGAAAAAGGUUUUGUGUCUUUCGUUGUUGUUUUUCUGUGUCAUAUAAGGCAGCGCUCUUCAAUGUUUUCUUGUAGACAUUACCCUCUGUAGUGUGUGACAUGUGAAUAAACUCCACUCUGUGUCUAUUGUGUCCUUGUUUUUACAGAGUGGGACCAUCCCUGAAGGCACAUUUACAUUCUGUUUACGUAAGAAAUAGCACCAGUCCGUUUCAAAUGUUGUUACCGUCACUGGUCACAUAGAUUCCAUGUGCUCUUGGCGUUGGUAUUGCUGUUCCCCAGUAUUUCCACCAGGGGGAGCAGCCAAAAGGCUUUUAAACAACAACAAACUCCAAAACAAACAUGGUAUUGUACUGAUAGUACAUCUUGGUGGCGGUGGCCGGUGAGGCCGUUAAAUGUACCGCAACUGAAAGACUGAGAAUUUCUGCCAUUGUUAUGUCUUCAUCCUGUUUCAUUACAGGUAGAUGACAGCAACACUGAUCCGUUUGGUCCAUAUACUUGGUCU
This is a messenger RNA of Synchiropus splendidus (mandarinfish), 10255 nucleotides long. RefSeq names its product zinc finger protein 618 (gene znf618). The transcript has 14 exons. The record is from RefSeq and is a predicted model, not a curated record. Gene Ontology annotation, molecular function: protein dimerization activity. NCBI's taxonomy places the organism in Eukaryota, Metazoa, Chordata, Actinopteri, Syngnathiformes, Callionymidae. Bases 1371 to 4160 code for a protein of 929 amino acids.